Molecule: messenger RNA, 1176 nt
Organism: Onychostoma macrolepis
Lineage: Eukaryota; Metazoa; Chordata; Actinopteri; Cypriniformes; Cyprinidae
Product: SLAM family member 9-like
Exons: 3
Coding region: 149-802 (217 amino acids)
Source: RefSeq, a predicted model, not a curated record
GUUUCGUUCUGUGCGGAAUCUGGCCUAUACAAGUAAAUCAUCAAAUCUGUGACUGUGUUCUUCAGGUGUGUUUGCUGAUGCAGAUGCAGUGGAGUCAGUGUCAGUGCUGGAGGGAGAUUCAGUCGCUCUAAACUCUGGUUUUACUGAAAUGAUGGAUGAUGAUAUGAUUCUGUGGAGGUUUGGAGCUGAAAACACUUUAAUAGCUAAAAUCAAUGUAAUGGCCGGCAGCAUGACUGUAUAUGAUGAUGUUCUUGACGAGAGAUUCAGAGACAGACUGAAGCUGGACGAUCAAACUGGAUCUCUGAUCAUCACAAACACCAGAACUGAACACACUGGACUCUAUAAACUACAGACCAACAGUGUGAGCAAGAGCUUCAGUCUCACUGUCUAUGCUCGUCUGCCUGUUCCUGUCAUCAGCAGAGACUGUUCUUCAUCAUCAUCAUCAUAUUGUUCAUUGCUGUGUUCAGUGGUGAAUGUGGAUCAUGUGACUCUCUCCUGGUUCAAAGGAAACAGUUUAUUGUCCAGCAUCAGUGUGUCUGAUCUCAGCAUCAGUCUCUCUCUACCUCUGGAGGUGGAAUAUCAGGAUAACAACACCUACAGCUGUGUGCUCAACAAUCCCAUCAGCAACCAGACCACACAUCUGGACAUCAGUCAACUCUUUCACACAUGUUCAGAAGUCCACAUGCAUGGCUGUGAUUCUGCUGAAGCUGUGAUCCGAUUGGUCGUCACUGCUCUGAUGGGCGUGGCUUCUGCAGCUGCUGCUGUUCUUCUGGUGAAUGACGUCAGAUCUACAAGAGCUUAAAAGAAAACAGAACAGAUAUCAUACAUAUUCUGACAUGUAUCGUAGUUUUAAUUGUAAAGAUGAAGAUACGUGUGGUCUAGAAGUGUUUAGUGAUGGUGAAACAAAACUUUUCUUACCAAAGUUUUCCACUGAAUUGGAUCAGAAAAGGUUCAUUACCUGGAUCUGGUGUAUUAGGAGUCAUCUGGUGGCCAAAGCAAUGAACAUUAUUUAAUCUUUCAUUUUAUUUAAUACUAUGCAAGUAUGGGGUACAUUUCUUUAUUUACAGUUUUCGUUAAUGUUUAUUAAUUUACAUAAUGUUGUUUUCAUUUUGUUUUAUAAUUGUAUGCAGCAACCAUGUAAAUACAAAUGUAAUAUUUGUCACACCAAUAAAUCAC